AUGGGGUCCCCGGGCGCCGAGGGCGCGGGGAAGGGUCUGCAGCACCGGCUGGACCACCUGCUGAGCGCAGUGGAGAGCGAGCUGCAGGCGGGCAGCGAGAAGGGCGACCCGACGGAGCGCGAAUUGCGUGUGGGCCUGGAGGAGGGCGAGCUGUGGCUGCGCUUUAAGGAACUCACCAACGAGAUGAUUGUCACCAAGAACGGCAGGAGGAUGUUUCCAGUGCUGAAGGUCAACGUGUCCGGCCUGGACCCCAACGCCAUGUACUCCUUCCUGCUGGACUUCGUGGCGGCCGACAACCACCGCUGGAAGUACGUCAAUGGCGAGUGGGUGCCUGGGGGCAAGCCAGAGCCGCAGGCGCCCAGCUGCGUCUACAUUCAUCCGGACUCCCCCAACUUCGGGGCCCACUGGAUGAAGGCGCCAGUCUCCUUCAGCAAGGUCAAACUGACCAACAAGCUCAAUGGGGGUGGCCAGAUCAUGCUGAACUCGCUGCAUAAGUACGAGCCCCGGAUUCACAUCGUCAGGGUGGGGGGUCCCCAGCGCAUGAUCACCACCCAUUGCUUUCCUGAGACCCAGUUCAUAGCUGUGACAGCCUACCAGAAUGAGGAGAUCACAGCUCUUAAAAUCAAGUACAACCCAUUUGCAAAAGCCUUCCUUGAUGCAAAGGAGAGAAACGACCCCAAAGAUGUGCUCGAGGAAGUGGGGGACGGCCAGCCACCGGGGUACUCUCAAUCAGGGGGGUGGCUUCUUCCUGGAACCAGCCCGCUCUGCCCACCUGCCAGUCCUCACCCUCAGUUUGGUGGCCCUCUCCCGCUCCCCUCCACCCAUGGCUGUGAUCGCUACCCUGCCCUGAGGAGCCACCGUGCAUCCCCCUACCCCAGCCCGUAUUCACACCACAGCAAUUCUCCAACAUUCGCGGAAACUUCACCUGCGUGCUUCUCCAUGCUGCAGCCCCCUGACAACUGGUCAGGACUGGGCACGCCUGCCCAUACCAGUGUGCUGCCCGUGGGCCACAGCUCUGGGCCCCCGACCGGCUCCAGCCAGUUCCCCAACCUGUGGUCUGUGAGCAAUGGUGCCGUCACCCCAGGACCUCAGACGCCAGCCAUGGCCAAUGGGCUGGGCGCCCAGUUCUUCCGAGGGCCCCCAGCGCACUACACGGCCCUCCCCCACCCCACCUCGGCAGCGUCCUCAGGGUCCCCGCUGUAUGAAGGGGGAGCCACAGCCACAGACAUUGCUGACAGCCAGUACGAUGCUGCGGCCCAAGCCCGCCUGGCCGCCUCGUGGACACCCGUGUCUCCACCCUCCAUGUGA
Echinops telfairi (small Madagascar hedgehog) is the source of this 1308-nucleotide messenger RNA. It is a transcript of the gene TBXT, whose product is annotated as T-box transcription factor T. Bases 1 to 1308 code for a protein of 435 amino acids. Gene Ontology annotation, cellular component: nucleus. Gene Ontology annotation, biological process: cell fate specification; heart morphogenesis; positive regulation of DNA-templated transcription. Gene Ontology annotation, molecular function: RNA polymerase II cis-regulatory region sequence-specific DNA binding; DNA-binding transcription factor activity, RNA polymerase II-specific. The transcript has 8 exons. The record is from RefSeq and is a predicted model, not a curated record. NCBI's taxonomy places the organism in Eukaryota, Metazoa, Chordata, Mammalia, Afrosoricida, Tenrecidae.